This is a messenger RNA of Telopea speciosissima, 1399 nucleotides long. RefSeq lists its product as uncharacterized. The record is from RefSeq and is a predicted model, not a curated record. The transcript has 9 exons. The coding region runs from base 104 to 1285 and encodes 393 amino acids. NCBI's taxonomy places the organism in Eukaryota, Viridiplantae, Streptophyta, Magnoliopsida, Proteales, Proteaceae. Gene Ontology annotation, cellular component: nuclear inner membrane. Gene Ontology annotation, molecular function: chromatin binding.
UUCACGGAUUUACAGUUCAUACUAUCAAUUUCUCUUUUUCCCGCGGGGUUCGCUGGUUAAAAAGCGCUUCUGAAGCAAUUAGAAGAACUUCCGAAUUUCAGAAAUGGCUUCCGCUUCAACAAAAAAGCGCUCAAGAUCAGCUCAGAAGAACCCUAGCACUAUCCCAAACUCCUCUUUACUGUCUUUGUUCUUGAAAGAACCACCACCGGGUUUCUUCCCCUCCAAGGAAGAGUUCUUAAGGCUCCUUGUCGUCAUCUCCAUUGCAGUCUCCGUCUCCAUGGCCUGUAAUUUCACUGUCGAUUUUCUCAAUCGCCAGCCUAAGCUCUUCUGCGAUAGUGAUCAAACUUCUGAAGAUGCACUAUCUGAUUAUUGUGAACCUUGUCCAGAUAAUGGAGAAUGUUUUAAUGGCAAGUUGGAAUGUGUCCGUGGCUAUAAAAAGCUUGGGAGGUUAUGUAUAGAAGAUGGAGAAAUUAGUCAAACAGCAAAGAAACUUUCAGAAUGGGUAAAACAACAUGUCUGUGAAGCACAUGCUCAGUUUUUAUGUGAUGGAACUGGCACAAUUUGGGUUCAAGAGGUGGACAUAUGGAAGGAAAUUGAUGGAGGCAAAUUACACAGAAUUUUUGACUUGAACAAUGACACUUUCCAGUAUACGAAACAAAAGGUACUGGAGACCAUUAGAAGCUCAUUGGAGAUGAGGGAAGAUUUUCAAGGGAUCAAAGAGUUGAAAUGUCCGGACUGGCUAGCUGAACAGUACAAACCACUCCUCUGCUACAUCCGUCAAUGGAUCUCCAAGCAUGCUUUGAUUUUAGUUCCAGUUUCUACAGUGCUUAUAGGAUUCAUAACUUUGUCUGCUUCAUUGGUACGAAGAGUCCGUCGGAGUCGAUAUCUAACGACCAGAGCAGAACAGCUCUACCAGCAGGUCUGUGACAUACUUGAAGAAACUGCAAUAACAACAAAGAGUGUAACCGGACAAGGUGAACCUUGGGUGGUUGCUUCUCGUUUACGAGAUCAUCUACUUCUGCCAAGAGAGAGGAAAGACCCCAUGUUAUGGAGAAAGGUUGAGGAGUUUGUCCAAGAAGAUUCUCGUGUUGAUCAAUACCCGAAGCUUGUGAAGGGUGAUUCAAAAGUGGUGUGGGAAUGGCAAGUUGAGGGUUCACUGAGUUCCUCAAAGAUGAGAAAGAAAGGGCCAACAAGCAAAGUGCAACCCAGUGGAGACAUGUAUGAGUCACCUGGUCAACCACGCAGGCAAUCCACAUUGAAGGCUGGACGGGCACUUUACUGUUGAAUUGUCCACAAGGAUUAGAUUUGUAUGUUGUAAAUUAUUAAAAUUUAUGCUCCAGAACCUCCUCAUGUCACCCCCCCCCCCCAAAAAAAAAAAAAAAAAAAAAAAAAAAAAUAA